This is a messenger RNA of Dovyalis caffra, 804 nucleotides long. The record is from the annotation of a GenBank genome assembly. NCBI's taxonomy places the organism in Eukaryota, Viridiplantae, Streptophyta, Magnoliopsida, Malpighiales, Salicaceae.
AUGAAGCCCCACAACCGCAAACUACAAGUACCAUACAACGAUGCACCGUUUGAAAUCCCCACCACUACCACCUUACAAAGCUCUAACACCGCCACCUUGUCACCACCACCGGUCAAAGAGCCAACCACCAUCCCACCACCAACAACAUCUUUGCAACAACAAUUUUACAUCCACACAGGGUUUGACUCGUCUAUGGCCUUAACAAUUCUAGUUCUUUUGAUAGCUCUCUUCUUCAUGGGAUUCUUUUCUAUCUACAUCCGUAAGUUCUCCAACGCCGACCCAGAAUCAUCGGAGGGUUUCUCUAAUUCUUCUUCCAGACAACGCAGCAGGGGCCCACUACAGUCAGCAAAUACAUACAACCGUCCAUCAAGGACUUCUGCAGGCUCACGAACUCGAGGUCUUGACCCACAAGUUGUCAAGUCAUUACCGGUGUACUCUUAUUAUCAUGGAGAUGUCAAGUACCAGAUUGAGUGUGCAAUUUGCUUGGGUGAGUUUGAGGAGAAAGAGAGUGUUAAGAUGAUACCAACAUGUCAACACGUGUUUCAUUUGGAGUGUAUUGACAUGUGGCUUCAAAUGCACGUGACUUGUCCUGUUUGUAGAGGUACCCAGUUUUUUUAUGAUAAGGGUGGUGGUAGCAGUGGUGUGGUGGUGGUUCGGGGGAGGGUUGAUCAGGGUGCGAGUCAGCCCGAGGCAAGAUCAGUAGUUGAGAGGGAGGUGGAGACAUUAGGGGUACAACUUGGUAAAUCUAUUCUUGUCUUGUGCCGUGUAGAUUUACCAAGCACACCAGUGAUGUUCUAUGCUUGA